Messenger RNA from Syngnathoides biaculeatus (alligator pipefish), 1588 nucleotides. Its product is annotated as LIM/homeobox protein Lhx8. Lineage: Eukaryota; Metazoa; Chordata; Actinopteri; Syngnathiformes; Syngnathidae. The record is from RefSeq and is a predicted model, not a curated record. The coding region runs from base 21 to 1217 and encodes 398 amino acids. Gene Ontology annotation, cellular component: nucleus. Gene Ontology annotation, biological process: forebrain neuron development; regulation of transcription by RNA polymerase II; neuron differentiation. The transcript has 8 exons. Gene Ontology annotation, molecular function: RNA polymerase II transcription regulatory region sequence-specific DNA binding; DNA-binding transcription factor activity, RNA polymerase II-specific.
UUAUCUUUUAAGGACUUCUCAUGUUUUGCAGUGCGGUAUCUGCUAUUUGUCUUCAAAGUACCGGAGGGAGAAUUCACAUUGAAAUUCGGGACCGCAUUUCUCAAUCUUCUUUUCCUUUCGCCUCCUGUUUCACACGGACAUUUAUUGCAGACGGACACCGUGUUUGGCCUCUUAUAAACUUUGACAUAAGCGACACAGGAGCGUCUGAUCACUUUUCCGGAGACGCAGAAGAAGAAGAAGAAGAAGAAGAAGACGACGACGACGCAACAGACAUGCGCUGGAAAAGCGAGGGGAAAGUUCAACGCGGCAUCCUGGCUGCCGGCUCCGGCGAGGAGGUCGCGGACGAAGACAUCGGGUCCAGCCUGCAGACGAUGUCCUCCGAGCCCCUUCUCGCCACCAGCGUGUGUGCCAGUUGCAACGAAGAAAUUGUGGAUAAAUAUUUAUUGAAGGUGAGCGACCUGUCCUGGCAUGUGCGCUGCCUCUGCUGCAGCGUGUGCCAGGCGGCGCUCGGCGGCCACACCAGCUGCUACAUUAAGGACAAGGAGGUCUUCUGCAAGAUGGAUUACUUCAGGUUCGGCGCGUGGUGCGCCUGCUGCGGGCGCCACGUCCACGCCACCGACUGGGUGCGGCGCGCCAAGGGCAACGUCUACCACCUGGCCUGCUUCGCCUGCUUCUCGUGCAAACGGCAGCUGUCCACGGGCGAGGAGUUCGCCCUGGUGGACGACAAGGUGCUCUGCCGGGUCCACUACGACUGCGUGCUGGACAAGCUCAAGCGCGCCGCCGACAAAGGCAGCAAUGUGAACAUGGACGGCGCCGUGCCCACCGAACAGGAAAUGAACCAGCCCAAACCGUCCAAGAGAGCCAGGACCAGCUUCACCGCCGACCAGUUGCAGGUGAUGCAGGCGCAGUUUGCACAGGACAACAACCCGGAUGCUCAGACGCUGCAGAAACUGGCGGAGCAGACGGGCCUCAGUCGAAGGGUCAUACAGGUGUGGUUCCAGAACUGCCGCGCCCGCCACAAGAAGCACGUGAGCCCCAACCACACGUCCAGCGCCCCCCUGACCUCUCUGCAGCCCGCCCGCCUGGCCCCGCCCACGCCCACCCCCGAGGAGCUGCAGUACACGGCCUACGGGGGCCCGGAAGCCUCCGUCCUGUCGACGCUGCACUCCUUCAUCGACAGCGAGCACCAAGCGUUUUACGAGCUGCUGUACGAGUGACGGGGGCCCCAGCACGUUUUUUUCUGCCGAGUCAGCGUUUCGGGUCUCAGACCCACGGCGGUGAGUCUCAAAGUGUGUCCCCUAGUGGUGGGCUGUUUUAGGUUUGAUUGACCUCCGGGGGGGGGGGGCAGGGUGCACCCCCCCCCCCAAAAAAAAAAAAAACAAUGAUUGCAGCUUUUUUUUCUCCUGUUAUCAUGCGGCAAUUUGUGAAAAACGUAUGAAAAUAUGAUAGAUGUAACCUGCCUCAUAAUGUUUUCUUUUCUUUCAUAUUGCGUAGCAUCACUGGAUGUUUAGCGCAGCCCACCUCAAAACAAGCGCACCCAUCAUGCAUCUGAAGCCCCGCAAAUGUAAUUUAUUUUUGUGUAUGUCCA